Messenger RNA from Cucumis melo (muskmelon), 2713 nucleotides. RefSeq names its product squamosa promoter-binding-like protein 6. Gene Ontology annotation, molecular function: DNA binding. The record is from RefSeq and is a predicted model, not a curated record. NCBI's taxonomy places the organism in Eukaryota, Viridiplantae, Streptophyta, Magnoliopsida, Cucurbitales, Cucurbitaceae. Gene Ontology annotation, cellular component: nucleus. The transcript is spliced from 5 exons. The coding region runs from base 680 to 2329 and encodes 549 amino acids.
GCAAAGACAACCCCAUGAAAGUCUCAAUUUUAGUGGGAAAAAUUUCUUCUUUUUGAUCCAUCAAUUACUUUGUUUGUAACUAAUCAGAGCAAAUAACUCGUUUUGGAAAACGACUGCUCUGCAAAGCCUUAAAACCGUUACCUUCUAAUCCCCUUUUUUUCUUUUCUUUCUUUGUCCCCAGAAAUGGCAGCCACAAGGCUCUUCUUCCAUGGAGUUUGUGUAGCACACCAAAAAUAUCUUUGACAUUAAGUAAACCCCAUUUCAGCCUUUUAUCAUAAUACCACUUAUGAACAGUGUCUACUGCUAAAGGCUCAGAGUUUUUGGGUUGAUUUUGUUGCUAUUCAGUCGUGUGCUUCUCUGAGCUGAGAUUCUCUUUGAUAUAUUCUUCCUUUUUUCCCCAAAACCCAUUUGGGGUUUUUUCUUUUUUGGCUAUGAUGUUAAGUUGGGGAAGAAAUGGAAACGACACAUGGGUUUUCUUCUUCUUGUGUUCAUGUGGGUGUUUUGAGGUUUUGAACAGUGAUUAUGAAAGAUCUUCCAUGUUUAACUAGUGAAGUACAACUUUGGUUUGAAUUUUGGGUGAAUUUGUACCAGAGGGAGUUGGUGGUCUUGUAAUUUUCAAGGCUAUUUUUAUUUCUUUUCCUUUUGAGGUGAACUCCUGCCGAUUCAUUCUGUUUCUGUAAUGGAGUCUUGGAGUUAUGUUUCUGAAGGAAAGGGAUGUAUGUCUGAUGAAAUGAAUUCACCUACUAGUUCACUUGCAAGGAAUAAAGAUUCUUUGUUGGGCUGGGAAUUCAAACAUCCUUGCAGCUUUAGUAGCACUAUGUUACCAACGAGUCAACAGGUUGAUAAUCAAGGUUUUGGGGAACUUGUUUUCCCUGAAAUGAUUGGGAAACAAUUACCCGACAAUUCAGUUUGUGAUAUUUUGAGUAGCAAGGUUGUUGGUGGAAGAUUUCUGAAUCCAGCUAUGAAUUCCUCCAUUGCAUUUCUGGGGGAGGAUGAAUCCACUUCAAAGCUUUCUAGCUCUAUUGUGGAUUCUAGCAGCCGAGAUUUGUUUAUCGAUUUAAAGCUGGGGAGAUUUGCUGACCAAAGGGAUAUUCAUGGUUACAAAUUUUUUAAGGGAGCCCCCAUUCUCUCAUCAUCUGAAUCGUCGAUGCCUUCAAAACGGGUACGAGCUUCCGGUUUGAAUUCCCAAACUUAUUUCUGCCAAGUCUAUGGCUGUAAUAAGGAUCUCAGCUCCUGUAAAGAUUACCACAAGAGGCAUAAAGUUUGUGAAGUUCACUCAAAAACUGCAAAAGUUAUUGUGAAUGGUAUAGAACAAAGAUUUUGUCAGCAAUGUAGCAGGUUUCAUUUGCUAGCUGAAUUUGAUGAUGGUAAGCGCAGCUGUCGUAAACGUCUUGCAGGUCAUAAUGAACGUCGGAGAAAGCCUCAAGUGGCUAUAAAUUCUGGCAGGACUGGAAGGUUUCUUCAGUCAUAUAAUGGUAGCAGGCUUCAAGGAACGGCAUUAACAGCAACGUCCUUUAUCUGCCAAGAGAUAUUACCAAAUGGUCUCUUGCAUCCAGAGAAAUAUGGAACAAGUGAUUGGUGUAGGACUGUGAAAAUUGAAGACAAGAAUGAAUAUAUGCCUUUGUCUGCUGUUCAUGUUCCUAGUGGCCACUUGCAUUCAAAAUCCCUAUUCUCUCCCUAUGAUAUUGAAACUCAAGUUCCCCCUUUCCAUGACAAUGGACCGAAUGCAUCUGCCACAAAUAUGUUCAAAGAGAACAGUAAUCAAUAUCCUCUUAGUGUAGGAGGUGUGAAUUCCAAUUCUCGUUCUUACUUUCACAACCCCUCAUUAGGCAGUGAAUACUUCAAUGUUUAUAGUGCAGCAUCAACCGACCGACUAUCAGGAUUAUCCGACUCCGGUUGUGCUCUCUCUCUUCUGUCAUCUCAAACACAAAACUCCUCAACUCAUUCAUCAGGGAUUCCCAUUGGUCGUCCUUUGGUUUUACUUGAUGGCCAAAAUCAUUACAGCAUGAGUCAACUUUCUGAAAAGCUCAUGGGAGUAAGCUCCCAGGUUUCUGUCAGUGGUGUGUCCAAUAAAUUCAGUUCAUCAGGGUUGAAUACUUCGGAAGGUUGUACCCUUGGUCCCAUCCCAACACCUGAAACAAGUGAUGCAGUAAAUUUUGAAAUUUCAAAUCGGAUUUUCCACGGAUCAAAUUUGGCAGAUCCUGGUGAAGGUAGCCCCACCAUUGACUUGUUGCAACUUUCAUCACAACUCCAGCGCGUUGAGCACCAGAGGCAAGCUAUGCAGGUGAAGCAAGAAAGUAAUGCUUUCUGCUGUCUCCGGAUCACUUAAAUUUUAUGAAAAACAGAUCCUUAAGCAGCACUGACUCAGAUGGUUUUGACAACUGAUUCAUAUUGGAAAAAGGUGACGCUAGAGGACAAAGCUUGUGCUGACUGGACAAUGCAAAUGGAUUUUGAUGCACAGCUGCUGCUUGGUAGGAUGAGAAGAAUUUCAAAAUAAAGUAGCAUAAUUUGUUGAACUAACUUUGUUCCCAUAAACAAUUUAUACGUUGGUACAAUUCUUGGACCAUUCUUGAAGUAUUCUAUAAUUGACUUGUAAAAUUGUCUGUGCAUUCUUCUCUACCAUCCAUUUAAGGAUGUUUUCUACUUGUAUCUUAGAUAUCUGGGAUUAUUCCUUAUUUGAUGCAGUAUUUUUUUAUGAAUUACUUUUGUAAAA